AUGGAUCAAAAAUUUGUUUCCUCAACGGAAAUAGAAGAAGCCAGAAAAAAGCGUGCUGAAGAAUGGAAGGCUGCUUAUGAAAGACUGGGAGAAAAACCACCAGAAAUAGAAGAGGAAUAUGAUCCUCGUACUUUAUACGAGAAAUUACAAGAACAAAAAAUGAAAAAAGAGGAAGCUUUUCAGGAAAUGACAAGAUUCAGUAAUCUGAUACAUAGACUUGAUGAGGAUGAAAUAGAUUUUUUGGCAACAUUGGAACAUGAGCAACGUGGUAAAGAAAAAGAAAAAAUGAAAAAAGUUGAACAAGAACUUGAAGAGUUUAGACGAGCUGCUGCCAAGGCUGAUGAAGAAGCGGCACCAAAACUUAUAAUUCAACCUGAAACGAUCUCAGCAGCACCAAUAAAAACUUCCGUAAAAAAAGAUGCACAACGAAUGAUUUUGGAGGGUGCUAUUAAAAUUCCUUCACGUAAGAGAUCACUAAAUAAUGAUGAUACUCAUUCAUCUAAUUCUAAUGAACAAUCAAAAGAUCAGAAACCAUCUUUGUUAGCAUAUAGUGACAAUAGCAGUAGUGAUGAGAAUACCAGUGAUGAUGAAUCAUAA
Molecule: messenger RNA, 597 nt
Organism: Dentiscutata heterogama
Lineage: Eukaryota; Fungi; Glomeromycota; Glomeromycetes; Diversisporales; Gigasporaceae
Source: the annotation of a GenBank genome assembly